AUGGUCGAGCGUGGUACUAUCAUGAGGGUAAACGGUGCUCCUGCUUCGGCUAGGAAAAUGUUCUUUUGUCUCGUUGUACUCUUGUCUUUGAGCUGGCCGCACGUAAUAGGAACAGGAAACACGCACCCGCGGGAUGAAGCGGCGUUUGAUCAGAUCGCAACUGCGUCGGAGAACGUGGCGCAAAAUGCGGAGAAGCCAGAACAGAAACCGGAGUUUCGAAACCAGUUGAUAACAUCUAUGAUAGAUACCACCGUACACUAUGAAAAUUCAAAUGGGUUUGUACCUAUUUUAGUAUCUUCAUCGCCAUCACCGUCUGAUCUAUUCGGGCAACCGGAUGCUACGUCGUUGAGAAAAGAGAAAGAAUCAAUUAACGUUACUUGGAAUAACUUUUUAAACGAGCGAGUAAAUCCGGCCAACACCGAUAGCACCAACGAACAGAUGGUUCCACAAGAAACGGAUAACCUCGAGGACGAUCCUGUUUAUUCCACGGAAGCGAGAAUAUUUUUAAACUUUCCUAAUUUGAGCGCAAAUCGUAGAUCGUUCGAGUAUCAAGGGGACCAGAACAAUUUCGAGCUGCUUAAAGUUAGGAACGACACACCGGUGGUUGCCACUUAUACAGAUUUAUACGGGGAAGCGUUGGAUAUCAACGAAAACGGAGACGAAAAAACGCGAUCUACGUCGAAACAUAAAACUCAAGGGAACAGGCAGAAAGUGGAAGAUUAUAUGGGAAAUUAUGGAACAAUCGUGUCCGAAAAUAACAACGAAGAUAAUUCGCAUAGCUAUUACUAUUCUCCUAAUUCAGCGAAGGAUACAGGGAAGAAGAGUCGCGAUCAAGAGAAAGUUGGCAACAAUUAUCAACAGCAAAAUGUUCUCAGUUACGACGGUCACGGACAAAGCGCAGCUAGACAAAACGAGCCAGCUGUGUCGUCCUUCCCAAGGCUGAACGACGAGGUUAGUGUCUUUUUGAAGACCAACGCGAAGAACGGCGGUGAUUCUUACAGCAUCGCGCCUUCGUCCCCUCAAGUUCCGAAGAAUCACAAAUUUUCCCAUCCUGUCGUGGUUGCUGAACCAAAUUACAAAUUUCAUCAGCCGUCCACUAUAUCCUCUUUCGAUAAUCACCAAACUUCGAGGAUAAUCGAUUCGGUGAGCUCCGAAGUGUCGCAUCGUUACACGAUGAACAACAGAGAUGGAAGAUUUCGAAGCGACGAGGACUCGAGAGACGUGUCGGAUGAAGGUGAUUACGGGGAGUACACGGAGAGGCCUAGAAGAGUUCAGAAGAGCAGAAGACGACCUAGCAACAGCUCGAAGCGUCUCCCGAAAGAACAUCGAGGGAAUCUCGAUAGCGCGGAGCAGGAAAGCCAGGGUAAGAGACAUCAUUCGUCGAGAUCGAAGUCGCAUCGUCAGAAAGUAAGGGGCAAUUCAUGGGCAGACGACGAUCGGCAUCAAGAUCAAGACGAUAGCUACGAAGACACGAGGUACGAUGGUAGAUUUUCGGCCUCGGAAAUGAGGCACGUGAAAUCACAGAAGUCUAAUUUCAAGCCGAGCAGUAGCUGGAACCAGAUCUCUCCGAACCUUGAGAUUUCUCAUUCGAGUGGUAUUGAAAUCGGCCAACUUGAGAAACCGAAACUCAUCGUGCCGGUCAAAGUGAACUUGGUACCAGUGGCAAACUUUGAUCACGCAACAGCGAUCGGUAACAGUCAAGGCUUCGACGUCUCUAAUGCAAUCUUGCACAAUAUCGUUUCAGCCACGCCACUUAGCGCGGUAAGCACAUCCGCUCCUGAGAUAAGCACAGGCGAAAAUGUGAUCGGCAACGAUGUAAAGAUAAGAGUAUCCACGCCCCUGCCAGAUAUUAUCGUUGGCCAGAAUAACUUCCACAAUUCGAUGCACGCGAACCUUAAACCCCAAUACGUAUCGAAUACAGUCGCUCCAGUUUUUGCGGUUACUCCGAGCUUAAACCAUAACUUGCAGAGCAUCUCGGCUCAAGAUGCCCAAGGCACGGCUACAUCUCGGCCAGCAGUCGUCACUACCUCGAAUCAAAUGUCGGCGAACCAUAUGCCGCAGCUAAUACUCCCGCAGCCAACUUUUCAGACUAUCUCAACGUUGAUGCAGACGCCAGUCAUCGGCUCGGAUUAUAUCCAGGUGAAUCCUCACGGGAUACACGGCCAAAAUCCUAUUAGUCACGGUAAUUUGCAGGUGCAACCGCUUCCAACGAUGCCCACGAUUACACCGACGCCACAGACUAUACCAGUCACGAAGAUCAACUUAAUAACUUCUGAAUCGCAGAACAAGAAGACCAUGCUUCCCGGUACAAGCACGAAUUUCUUGGCCUCGGCAAGCUUUGCUGUCGGCCAUGACGAUCAAGGGCAAACACUCAAUGGUAAUCCUUAUUAUUUGGAAAAUUCCAAUUCUCAAGGAGUUAAGCCUCAGGUACAGGACAAUCUAUAUCAACAGUCGUUGAAAAACAUUAACGUAGCACCGAAAACGAAAACCUAUCUCCAAACGACGCAUCUGCUACCAGCGGUCUUCAAUCCUAUGCCAACGUUCACAACGUUAUCGGCCAGUACUCCGCAAAUACUUUCCGAACAGCAGAACAUUCAAGGAACGAAUUUUCUGUUGCAACAAUCUCGAGAUCAGGGCCAGCAAUACUUGAGACAAAAUACCGGUUUCGAUAAUAGCGCGUCAACGUUAAAAAACAUCAAGCUUCCAUCGCUCGCGUAUCAAAUGAUCGAUAACACGGCUAGUCAUAGUACCGAUAAUAUUAAUACGUUAAAUGCGUCACCAAGUGUUUCAGGAAUCAUCGGGAAUGCCCAUUUACCGCACGUUGGCACGAGAAACGUCGAAAUUGUCAAUCCGAAUAUCAAACCGAACCCGAUAGAUACCACGAUCAUAAAUUCCUACGAGUCGAUGAAUUACCCGACUGCUGUUUUAACCACCUCAAUUCCUAUGUUCUCCACAACCAGCUUCGUUACGGCUAAACCAGCCAUAUUUUCGACUACCGAAUCCACGAACGUGCAGAAUGUGAUGAAUGCAUUUACGGAUAUAAGCUCGAACAAUAAUCAAGGCAUCGGCAACGAUCUGAAGGGGUACCAGUCACAGGACAAACCUAUGUUUAACCCGAUCAAUUUCGUACCAAACAUGGAUGUCGUAAAAAAUCAAAAUGCGUUGAACAACAAGCUGCAGGCCAAUGAACCGCUUCAACAAAAUCUAAAUCUAGUCCCAUUGCUGCCUGGAGGUAAUUUCUUUAAACCUUCUUUUUCUGCGCAAAGCGAACUCUUGGUAAAACCGAAAUUAACUUUAGAUCUGAAGAACUACGCGGAGCAAAUGUUCAAGGAAUCUCUGAAGACUAUUUAUAAUUCUCAGAAGUGGAACAACGAUCGAAAACCAGGCAACAAUCGUAAUAACGCUACCGACUUGUCGGACAUUGCGAAACUGAAGAACGAGCUGCAACGAUUGAAAGCUUCGCUGUUCGAUUCAAGGCAAAACAAAGAUCAACUGGAAGCGCAUCAUAGCGAAACAAAGGUACGAACAACCGAAUUACCUGGUAAGAAGCCGGAAGAGAUGAUGGCCGCGUUGGAACAAAUGCUGAAGAAAAAUCCAAAGAAUUCUUUGCGCUCCUCCCAUGGAAAUAACAAACCGUAUCGACAGCGCAGGCCUCAAGAUCAAGACAAAUAUAAUUUUGGAUCGAACAAUGACUUCAGAGAUACGAAACAUGUCAGAGAUUUCCUGACACCACCGCAGUUAAAUUCGCAUCGUACAAAAAGUCAUUUACGUGGAAAGCCAGGGAAAAAGAGACCAGGACCAAGCAGAUUUAAUAACCAUAAUCAUAAUCAUAAACAUAAUCAUCACCAUGGGCCAAGAUCACAUUCUAGAAGUAAUUUGUCCCAUAAAUCGGCAACCAUUGACUCUUCCGGAUCAAAUAUCGAUCCAGUUCAUACCGAUGGCUCGCCGAAACACGACAACACGCAAGAUUCGAAGCAAUUUAGAAAAGGCUCCCCAUUUGAUUCACACGCUUCGCCCUCCACGUUGUCUCGCGAGACAAUUAAUUUCCCUAAACCGUCCAAACAGCACAAAGAUAGUAAAGAGAACGCUUACAAUCAUCCUAAGGUGCAUAAUUUCCUUGGUUUACUGAUGAAAAACAAACAGUUACCCAACGGAGCAACGCCGAACUACUUUCGCGACAAAAAUCAAUUGAAUAAAUUUUUCGAAAAUGAAAAACUGCGGACGCAGCAGCAAUUUUACGAUGAUACUUUGAAGGAUUAUUAUCAGAAAAUGACCGAUGGUAUGUUGUAUUCCAAUUUGGGGCAGACCGAUUCCAGCGCUCGAAGAUCUUUGUCGGAAAAGAGAACCGUUUAA
Molecule: messenger RNA, 4353 nt
Organism: Bombus terrestris (buff-tailed bumblebee)
Lineage: Eukaryota; Metazoa; Arthropoda; Insecta; Hymenoptera; Apidae
Exons: 3
Coding region: 1-4353 (1450 amino acids)
Source: RefSeq, a predicted model, not a curated record